This is a messenger RNA of Exophiala mesophila, 2242 nucleotides long. RefSeq lists its product as uncharacterized. The transcript has a single exon. Lineage: Eukaryota; Fungi; Ascomycota; Eurotiomycetes; Chaetothyriales; Herpotrichiellaceae. The record is from RefSeq and is a predicted model, not a curated record. The coding region runs from base 1 to 2148 and encodes 715 amino acids.
AUGGAGCCACCUCCCCCACCUCGAGAGCACUUCCCUUCCAUUGAUCGCGGCCCUGACGUUGAAAUUCUUGACGAUCAUCUUUUCGAAGAUAGAUUUAACGACCGAGUCGUCUACGAGGAAAGGCGCCCCAAUCCCAAACCGCGCCUGUCCACGUUGUCCAUUCAUGAUCAAGACCUAGACAGACCCCCCUCACGCAAGCAACGACCAGUAACCAUGGACGACUCCAAUGUCUCCCCUGAAUAUCUUUGUUUCAAAUUGGUCAAGAAAAGCGAGGACUGGAAUAGAGCGGUGAAAAACCCAAUCUCUAUGCCCAUCGAGCAAAUUGAAAAAAAGAUUCGCAAGGAUCGCAGCGGCGAUGCCUCUGUAAACGAACAACUCAAGCGCAUGUCAGAAUAUCGUCGCGCCCAAAUCGAAGACGUCAUCAAGAAAGCCAAUGAAGGAGAAGUUGGCGAUGACAGUUGGGACGUCGUUCACAUCAAGUCCAGAAAGGAGUUCAUCAGAGGCGGCGGAACGAGUGUCCCUGACAUGGAAGUCAUUCUUGCUCGAACUGUUAAGUCAUCAAGACCGCGCGCAAAAUCCACCACCCGCAAGAUUGUCGACGUCCGACGAGAGUCUCCAAUCAAGAAAGAGAAAAGGUUCGACGACGACACAUUCUCAUCUCCCCACAGAAAAGAGAAGCACUAUGACUCUGACAAGACCGAGCGCAUCGACCAUGGCCAUGGCCAUUCUCGAGUGGACUCCGGCUUGGCCAUGUUGUCCAACCCGCUGACUAACCCAGAUGUGUUCGAUCGAGAGGGUAGACCAAUGGGUGAGCAUGGACUAGUUGAGUUCACUCAUCUUCCACCACAAAUCCCAAGAGACAAGCCCUUGGGAGCCCCUUUGGAGACGAAGGCCGACAAGGAGGGAAAGAAGGCUGGCAAAAGUCCGAAGGGGGAAAAGUUGGCCGGUUUUGACGAUGACAUAGUUGUGCUACCCGAGGGUGAUUUGCUCGACACAGACCCUAUUGUCCUCGAUCCCGUUAUGGACACCGCCGACAAGCAUGACCAGCGUGGACGCCGUGGAAGUUCAGCCCAUCGACCUCAUGACCACCCAGAAGUCCUGUACGGCGAGCACAAAGGCUCUCAUUCUCAUUCUCGUCAACGAUCUCAUCAUCGCGGCCAAUCACGCCCCGCAUCAUUUCAUCAGAGUAACAGAUCUCUACAUGACGGCGACCUAGUCCACUUCCCCAACCACCGAACCCGACAAUACCUCGACGCUGGUAGCAUCUCAUCAGGAGCCAGCGAUUCCAGCCACUAUGGCUACCCAGACUACGACCUUGAAAGCUCCAACACCUCCCUAGGAACGCAUGGAGUCCCUCGUCGUGGUAGCCUAGUCCAUCAACACUCCCGUCCCGACGUAGUCUACAAACAACACCGACCCGGCCCAAGCCACCCCGGCCCAUCACCAUCCCGCCCCCUCCGACGAGCAUCCUACUCCAGCUCCAAACCCGUCUACUACGAAGACAUCCGCUUCAGUCAACCCAUCCGGGCCAGCUAUCGCGAACAACCCAUCAUUUAUGAAGAACGACCGGUUCAACUCCGAUAUGAACGCGCCCGUGGCGGGGAACGGCCACGCAUCCUCCGCCAAGCCACCCUCCCCGUCACCAUUAUCCCGGAAGACCGACAAAUCAUGUACAACCCCACUGCCACGACCUCGCCUCGCGAUAGCCACAGCACUCGUGGAAGCGUCCGCGACGUCAUCCCCACCAGUAGUAAUCGUCGCUACAGCUCAGCAUCAACUUCUGGCUUACCUCCACUUGAACGCCGUACGACUGCACCGGCACCGAUUGUUGUACAAUAUCCACAUGAAUUGGACGACGAUUUGUAUCAUCGUGAGAGUCUGGAUCGGCAAAGUGGAAGUAUUGAAAAUUACCAACGCGAACGUAUCAAAGAGGAGUAUAUUAAGGAAAGAGAGGAGCAGGUUCAUCAGAGAGAAAGGGAAUUGGAUUUGAGAGAGGCGGAGAUGAGAUCGUUAGGACGGGGUCGUGCUGUGACGGUGGUGGAGGGUGGCAAUGGGAAUCUGCAUGGACAUGGAAAUGGUUUUGGUCGUUCGAGGUUAAGAACAGAUCCUAGGACGGGAGAUCUUUAUUAUGAGGAUUUGGGGAGAUGACUUGGAAUGGGAUGGGAUAGGGAUGAUAUCCCAUGACUGGCUUGGGUUGGAUUAAAAUGAAUACCCCUCGAAGAUAUACACGGCGUUGUCCCAU